AUGAACAUCCCAUCGAAACCAGAGGACAAAAGAUCUUGGUACGGUUUCCAUAAUGCACGUCCAAAGUGGCUGCAGUUCCUCAACACCCCAAAAUGGUUUCUGUUUUUUCUGACUCAGUCUUAUUUCACACAAAGUUGUGUGAUUACUGGCCUGUAUCCUGGAAUUGCAAGCACUAUAGAGAAACGCUUUGCAUUUUCGAGGUAAGAUUUGCCAAAUUUUGUGAACAGGAGAGCGAAUAGCUAAGACCGGCCUAAUAGGCCUUAAUCACGAUACCCUCCAUCUUUGCACGCGCUUUUGGAUUGAUGAGAUGAAAGCAAUAGGGAGGUUAAGCACAGACGUUUGUGAGCGACGCAUGUUAACCGGAAGUGGACUUUUUCAUUCUCAGGCAAUGAUCUUGCCUGUGUUUUCGGGCAAAUCGUCUCUGUAAGAGUAAAGAAAAGACAGCUGAAAAGAAUCUGUUUCGAAUUUUUUCCUCGCCCUCUUCUUUUUCCAUUUGCCUUUCUUUUUAUAGGCACUUUUCUUGCCCACUUUGUCGUCUUUUUUUCGCAUGAAAUUCAGCAAAGGAAGAAAUUUAAUCUGUAAAGAGUAGUAGCUAAAUAGCAAAUUGGUAGUAGAUUUUUUUCCCCAAAUGUUGCUUGUUUUUUUGUCUGUAACUGUCAGGAUUGGUAAAAAUUUACUAAAUAAGGUACCAGUGGAAAGCUCUAUCCUCGCUGAUUUUGCUAAUUACCAUCUUAAAAGCUUUAAUGGAAAAUUUAAUGGGUCCAGGAAGAAUAAUAUACAUGGGUCCAUAUGGACCCGAAACGGCGAAAGCGGACGACAAGUAAGCUCCUUAAUGUCACGUGGUAUCUCAGAGGGCAAGUAGACAGCAAAAUUCGUUAAAACGUUUUUCAAAAUUAUUUAACUCUGAGCCAGUUUACCAUAUUUUGUCCUUUGCCAUUUUCAGUAUAAUUUACUAAUGUCCUUUUAAACAUUUUGAAGAACUGGAUAUGCAUUUGAGCUCAACAGAAUUGAAACGCGAUCAAAAUUAAUCUAUGCCUUCAAAAGCACUUUAAUUACCACCGAUGUAUAGUGGUCGCAGAUACUGUGAAAAGUUACUGAAGUUUGCGACAAACACGCCCAAAACAAACAAUGACCUAAAUCCAGCUGAUACCACCCUACCACCCCCUCUUUUAUGCGACCACCUUCAUUUCGUCGACCCAGUCAUUUUCCACCUGAAAACCUUGAUAGUACCACUCCCUUAGGUAAUCGCAAAAACUAAGCUCGCUGAUUUGGUGAUUUUGAGCCCAGUUUUUAUUGACAUGGUAUUUGCUCAUUGCGUCCUUGUUCCCUUCUAUGCUGAUUGGAGAAAAAAAAUUAAUUUGAGUAUGUCAAUGCAUUUAGCUUUGAUAAUUACUAAUUGGAAAAGGUAUUUUUACGUCUCCAGCUGGAGACGGGACCGUGAUUUUACGUGGUCAUCCGAGCCACGCGAAAGUCUAGCCGCUUGCAGUGUAAGGGGAGUACUUUCAUUUCUCAGUUAUUUUAAUACUCUGAGUAUUGGUCUGGCCCGAGUAGCCGAACCCACGACCUCUCGCACUGCAGUCAUGCGCUCUAAACCGACAAAGCUAAUCCUGCCGCGGUUAAUCUGUUUAAAUUUAAUCUUCGUUUCUAAAUGAACAGCUUCAAGAUAGGAAUGAUCCUGAGCAGUUAUGAAAUAGCCACGGUGAUUGUUACUCCGUUCAUCAGUUUCUUUGGAGGCUCGCGUAAGAAACCAGUAUUUUGUGGUAUUGGUUUGUUCAUUAUGGGCGUGGGAUUCUUCAUCUUCACUGUUCCUCAUUUCAUCUCGUCACCAUACCAACCUGGUAAGUAGUGCACAGACUACUAGAAAACUAGUCGAUUUGCAGACGCUUUAUUUCUAAAGAUUGAUUUGCAUAGGGACUUGCUGUUUUUUGUAUCGUUGUUCCAAAAAGCUGGAAUAAACAUUCGUGCGUAUUUUUUUUUUGGCAGGAACACACAACCCAGCGAUCCUUUAGCUGAAUAAAUUCGAACCUCUAUUUGUGACCACCUCUCUGUCGUAAUAGACCAUCUCCCAUAAGCGACCACCUAUCCAAAACACCAACAUUUUCACAGUCAAAGCAUAUAGUUGGAGCUCCUCGUAAAGGACCACCUCAUGUAAGCGAUCUCGACCACAGUUUUCGGAGCAGACGGUUUAAUAAUUUUCCAUUGUUUUUUAACCUCCUGUUAGCGACCACUUGACGCAUGGCUUCAUCUCUAUGCUCGCUGUAUGUACUAAACUACUUGGAGUAUACGAAAAAAUUUUAGUGAACGAAAGGAACUACACGUAUCGUAACUUAGAAAGUAGAUGUGCAGGACCUCUUCUCCGAAGAAACCACUGUGGUUCGAUUCUCGUACAAACACCUUCCUUAACAGACCAGUAAGUAUUUGCAUUUUGGGUGGUCGAUUACGACUGUAAUAACAAUGUACGUUUCCAUUUCUUUGUUUCAUUUCCAGCCAGCAAUGAAACAAUCCAUGGGCAAGUCUUCUGUGGAGAUAAUGUUACUACUUCUGACAAAAAAGCACACUGUGGAGAAAGCAGACGAGAAGGAAACAGUCUAUAUUACGCAUUGUUUAUUUUGGGUAUGGUUAUAGGUGGAAUUGGUAACUCUCCAUUAUACGUGCUAGGGGUGCCUUAUCUGGAUCAGAACGUCAAAUCUAAGUUCUCACCUAUGUACAUGGGGAUUUUGGUUGGUUUUGGCGGAAUAUUAGGUAAGGCAAACCAAGACAAUUUUUUUAUUUUCUUUGCAAUGGAAACAAGUUCUUAAUUCCUUGGUAGGAAAUAAUCGUUUUUGACUCCACGAAUGCUUCAGAAAUAUCGAUUCAGCUUCGGUAGUUCUAAUUAUUAAGCAAGAGGCCAUUACGUCACUGCAUAUAACACCCUGAGGAAAAUGUUGUUUUGCUGUAGACAAUGCUCUCCUCAUGCGCAGUUUGGCUCCCGUAUUCUGGGGACAUUGACAGUUCCGAACUUCCCAAAUAAAUUACAAAACAAAACAAGCAUACCAAUUGAAUAAUGAAACAAACAUUGUACUUGUUUCUUAAAAUAUCGUGAUUUGUCAGAUCAACUAUUUCCGCCUGCCCUCGUCAUUGAAAUGCUCGUCACUGACAAGUCUGGGGGCGAUUAAACGUCAUUCAAUUGGCCAUGUUCUAAAUGGCGAGGGUAAUGGUACGAUCGUUUGAAGGGACAACAAAACCACAGCGAAUAGCAGCAAGCUACCUUUUAAAGAAGCUCUUACGGUUAUUAUAACUGAGAAAAGGCAUAUAGACUGUACCUGGUAAUUUAGGGUCUUUAGGAAUUCUGUAACAGUGAAGAUUAAUUACAUUUCUGAAACUAUUAUAGCUUGGAACACAGCAGUUACAGUGCACCAUGUUUUUUGAGCCUCAUGCUGUCCCUCCAAACGACCUCAAGAAGCUUUGUGAUCGCAUAUCGUACCUAGUUUUUUACUCGUUGAGACCACGGUGCAUUACAGUUCACGUACUGUUUAAAAAACGAGCAGGAGUAUAUUAUCAGGUUUAAAAACUCGAGGCGAAACCGAGAGUUUUUAAACUUGAUAAUACACGACCGCAAAUUUUUUGAACGGCUUCAAAAUCUCUGAUAUAAAUCAACUCAUUCUUCCACCAAUAUUAUAUUUGGGGUUAUUUUGGUGUAAAAAAUUAGACAAAAAGUUUAGCCGUGUCUUUUUUCAUAUAUAAAGGCAGUCACUAAACAUUAAUUUCUCUUGCUUUUUUUUUCUUUUUGAAUUAGUAAUGAGUUUUUGAAUGGUCAUUUAUUUCAGGGGCCGUCGUGGGUUUUGCGCUCAGUUCUAUUUUCCUUUCACUGUUUGUGGAAACUAGCGUCCAGACCUCCCUCACUCCACAAGAUACAAGCUGGGUUGGUAAUUGGUGGCUAGGAUUUACCAUAUUUGGAGGAUUUGCCGUGUUCUGGAGUCUAUGGCUAUUCGGUUUCCCUAGAAAGCUUCCCGUGACUCAAGCUCGAAGGGAGUCAACUCCUCUAAUAGACGCCGAUGUAGGUUAAUAUACGACGUAUUACCAUUAAUACACACACCUAAGGAGCUUAAGCAAAGGGUUUUUGAGCGACGCACGUCAACCGGGAUCGAGGCAUGUUCCCUUUUUAAAAUAUGCCUUGAUGUUACCAGAUUUGUAUUACCAAGUUUCUUAUAGAGACGAUUUGCUCGAAAUUUUGGGCAAAACCACUGCCAAAGAAACGUCCACUUCUGGUCGAGGGGCGUCGCUCAAAAACGUCUUUGCUUAAGCUCUCUUCUGUUUUCUCAGUUGUACUUAGAUCUAGGUACGAACCUCAUCUGUUACUCAAAAAGUGUGGCAUUUCUCAGUUUACACGGUUAGCUAGAGUUGGUCACCGCGCCUUUUUUAACUGCGGUACCAAAACUGUGAAACAAUUUGUAAGUUAGUAUUCAUAACGAGAAAAAUUUUAAUAGUUUUAAAACUUUGCUUAAUAGGCAUCUUUUAAAAUUUGUUUUUAUGAGUUUUUAAUCAUGUAGUUUUAGCUUUUGAUAGGUUUUUGUAUUGAUAUGUGAUGCGCAUUUGAUCAUAUACAUGUGUUGAUUUGCGUAAUAUCAGUACUUAAUCGAUAUCAUCACUGAUUGUUAUCAGCUGUUCGUUCGUUCUGAUGAAGGGUUGGUUCUCUUCAUUUGGACCACUAUGUAACGUUUUCACUCACGUGGCCAGGAACUAUGCAAAUUUAUUGGAACAAAAGAAAGCGUUUACGUAAAAAAAUAGUUCACCUCCCACAGGAUUGGUUUGCGACACCAACAUGUCCACCGUUUCAUUGUUUUCAAACACCGAUGUAUGGCCGCCUCGGCUUCGUGAGAAAACGCUCUUUACAUUAUCAACUCAACUGAUGAAACAAUUUCAAUGUCAAUGACAUGCCCUUGAUCUUUUUUUUCAGCUUGUAACCACUGAUGUUGCCGAAUCGUACACUAGGCUCUCAGACUUUCCAAAAGCCACGAAACAGGUUUUUUGUCGCCUCCCGUUUGUCUUUAUUACCAUAGGUGGAUGUACGGAAAGUUUAAUCGCUACUUCCAUUGGUGCGUUUGGCCCCCAAAUACUCGAGUCACAAUAUUACGUACCUGCUGGCCGCGCUGCAUUGUUGUUUGGCUUAGUGACCGUGUCUGUAGCCUUAUUUGGCCAUAUGCUUGGUAAGUCGAUCAGAGUGAAUGGGACUUAAAUAUAUUCUUGGUUUGCACCCACGUGACAAGGCGGCCAUGUUGCAUUUUAGGUCAGUACAAUAGAAAAAUUAUUGAAAAUUAGCGUUUAGUUCCCAGAGGAGAGAAAAGCUUUUGUUCUUGACCACCAACAUGGCCGCCGUGACGUCACGUGGAAACCAGCAAUUGUAUUAUAUAUUGUCCGCGACACAGUCCAUUUUUUUCUUCAGCAAUACAAAAUCACAAACGAAAGUCAUGUUGUUUGGAGAAAUGUAAGCGAAGUAGCCAUUAUUUUGGCAAUAAAUUAAGACUGGCGACUUUCGUCUAGCCUGGGAGCGUAAUGUAGAGAGAAGGGGCGGAUCUGGCAACUAUUCCUUUUCUUUUUUGUUGCUUCUCCCGUUCCCGUUUGCUUUCUCUUUCUCGCCUUUUGUUUUGCCAUAGCCUCCACGACCGCAACAGAGCCUGCUCCAAGAUCAAACGGCUUUUCCAUUUCCUUUGUCGCUGGGUGAUUUCAGUCAUUUUCUUUAAUUCAAGAAGCAGGGACAAUUGACGCUUCGCCACAAAGGGGGAGUACAUAAAGAUACAAGACAAAGCGAUAACACUCCCCUAUCUCUACCCGCUUAUACAUGAUUGCGUAAAGCUCACGCAAAAAAAUCCCCUCAUCCAAAUUAUAGUUUUCUUAAAGCCAGUGACAAACUCAUGAUUGAAAGUGAAGACUUCCAUCUGAAAUACGCAUAUUUAUUGCUUUUUUAGGAGCUUACAUCAACAAACGAUUGAACUUAAGCCUGUCAGGUGCUGCCAAGAUGUGUUUUAUAGCUGCGUUUAUAAGUCUUACGCUAACUAGUUUCCUGUACAUCAAAUGUGAUGCGAUAGACAUCGCUGGAGUCAAUAAACCUUACCCUAAUAGGUGAGCAGACUGCCGCUGCUUAUUCGAGAAAUGGCUUCUGUAGAUGGUUUUCCAGAUGAAUUUCUACAAAAAAAAAAUCUGCUAUUUUUCUUGGUUGCCAUGUGAUUGGCUUAUUAAAACUUUGCCCCAUUCCAGCCGUGACUUGGUCGCAAGCGUUUUCCCGCGCUCCGUACCGGUUUCUGAUUUAGUUACCGCUGGCAAGACAAGGGUGCCUUAAGCUGGAAAAAGCAACUUCUAUGUACUUGUGUAACCCCUGGGGGCUAAGUUUUAUAAGGGGAGGUUCCGCCACAGGAUCCAAUCCCUUACCUUUUUAUAUACCAUUUUUGACAGAUAAGGGACUUCUCUCGUAUACCUCUUAUUGACCAAAUGUUACCCCUGAGUACUUUGUUUAGAAUACUGUGACCCUUUUAGCUGCUAUAAAUGCACUUUCUUUGAAUAUGAAUAAAUCACUAGAUCUCGAAGUUUUCUUGACGUUUUCACUGCCACAAAAUGCGUCUGUUAGCGCCUUUAGGUCCUUUUGCAGAAAUGACAGAUUUUCUUACCUUUUUAUACACUUCGAAUAGUGAAAUUCCUAACCUUUCGAAAACCUGAAGCCUGAAAAAGGAACUUUACGGCUUUCGGACGGAGUCUAACCGUAUAGGUCAUCAUAGGGAGUGCCUCCAGUGUUUUAAAGACCAUUUUAUUUUUAGGACGAUUUAUGAGCGAAUUUAGAAUGUCGUUAUCAUUCCCCAAACCAGUUGGGAAAACCUACUGGCCUGAAAAUGGUAUUUCUUGGCGUUUUAACGACGUUCAGUUUCGAAUGCGCAAAUAGACGGAGCGAAGCUUCCAUUUGCCCGGGAUAAAGUGCUCUAAAAUAUGUUCUAAAAAUAAACGGGUCUGUGAAAACGCUGUAUGGCCCUUGCCAUAUGGAAAUUGCGCCAUCCGGAUUUAUUAUCGGCUUUUUAAAAGACUUCAUCUGAUUACUGAGCGUCAUGUGACUGGCCAGAGUGAUAACCUUGCUAAACUCAUUUUGAGUUCGCUCUAAAUAAGUUAUUUGUUGAAUGAGUUAAAAAAGGUUAAAUGAAUCAAUAGAGAUUUCCCUAUUUUAUUGUGUUGUUUAAUGACAAAUAUGAACAGCUUUUUGUUUCUCACUGUUACAAAAAAACCUUUUUUUCAUUUGGCGCAGUUCAGUAACAUUUCAGAAGAACGCCAUUUGUAACGAAACCUGUCAUUGCAACGAAGGAAGAUUUGAGCCUGUUUGCGGGGAUUCGCUGACCUUCAUCUCACCUUGCCAUGCUGGCUGUCGUCAAAGCAACCUUUAUAAUGAGGUACGUAAAGCAAUUGUAGGUGGGUGUCAUGUGGCCGCUGCAGUUUGUCUUGACACGCAACGCUUAUCUUUGAAGGCGAAAAGCGUUGCGUGAUGAGACAAACAACGACUACGUGGGAUACUAUUCAAAGGGGUGAUCUGCGGCUAUUCUACCAAUUUUCAUUGGUCACUAUAUUUGCUCGCAGCGUUUAUCACCAAAAGCUGCAAGCAAAUAUAAAUCAAGUUGUUUUGUGAAGCCAAAGACAGCCAUCGUAAACGGACCAAAUUGCCCCGAUUAAAUAGUAUUUCCUUUUUUUCUGUUUUCAGACUUCUUCCUCCUAUACAAACUGCUCGUGCGUCAAAUCCGAAAACGAUCCAAUCGGAAAAGUUGGGAAGGGUUUAUGUGAAGCAAACUGUGAGAUCCAGUUAUCUCUGUUCCUUCUUGUGUUGUGUUCCAUAACUUUUUUCACAUUCAUCAAUGAUGUCCCUGCUUUGAUAGUAACACUAAGGUAUGCUAAAAUGAGAAAGAGCCGGUUGUGGUGGUGGUGCUUGUGUGAUUGAGCAAUAAAGACAAAGUAGUAAGACAAAACUGUUGCGUUGUAAGGAGGUCAUACUUUUUAGGAAAUAAUGCUUUUCUUUAGCAACUUGUUUUUUUUCGCUAUGACGAAUUUACUUUUACUGUGUCCUGCUUACGCGUUAUUACAGCGUAACUUUAAUCAUAGCCAUUGCGCUGGAGAAUAUUCUUAGUACAUGCAGUGUAUCCAGUAGUUUUUAUAAACUUGUGUAGCGUAAUUCCAUCCUUUCUUCCUUUCUUUCUUCAUCCAUCCAUCCAUCCAUCCAUCCAUCCAUCCAUCCAUCCAUCCAUCCAUCCAUCCAUCCAUCCAUCCAUCCAUCCAUCCAUUCAGCCAGCCAGCCAGCCAGCCAGCCAGCCAUCUGUCCAUCCGUCCGUCUGUCCGUCUAUCCAUCCAUCCAUCCGUCCAUCCGUCUAUCCAUCCAUCCAUCGGUCCGUCCGUCCGUCCGUCUGUCCGUCCGUCCGUCCAUCCAUCGGUCCGUCCGUCCAUCCAUCCAUCCGUCCGUCUGUUUAUCCGUCUAUCCAUCCAUCCAUCCGUCCGUCCGUCCGUCCGUCCUUCCGUCCAUCCAUCCAUCUAUCCAUCUAUUCAUCCACCCGUUCGUUUGUUCAUUCAUUCAUUCAAUCAAUUAGGAGUAACUAGUUCUUUUUCCCUUCCAGGAGCAUUCCAGUUGGUCAACAGCCAUUGGCCCUAGGUCUGCAAUCUGAUAUAGUUAAGCUUGCUGGCACUGUUCCUGGUCCUAUCAUAUUAGGAGCACUGAUAGACAAAACCUGCAUCUUUUGGGACAAAACGUAUGUUCUUAUAUUAAAACUCCUGUCUUCCAUAUUUGCCGGUAUGCCAUUGACUUAAACGUUGUAAAUAUUAUUCUGGCAUCAGACUCAUUGCCCUAGCUGUAUAGUUUUAGUAUAUACCUCUCAUCAUCAUCGUCUCAUCACUAGCCUUCCCCGUGACCUUCGCUGGGUCUGUUAGUAUACAUAUUUAUCCAUUGAGAAGGAAGAAGUACUGUGGACAUUACAUUAUACUGUUUUUAAUCUUAAUUCGAUCUUUUAUUAUUUAAGGUGCGGUGAAAAUGGCUUUUGUCAUGAGUACGACCACAGAGGACUGGCACUAGUGGUGUUGGCAGUUAUUAUGACAUGCAAAGUUAUCACUACUACGACUUUCUUUUUAUCGUGGUUUUUUAGUCGCCGAGACGCUGAAAGCAGACAUGAUACAACAAACAAUCAAGAAACUCAUUUUUAG
Molecule: messenger RNA, 9192 nt
Organism: Porites evermanni
Lineage: Eukaryota; Metazoa; Cnidaria; Anthozoa; Scleractinia; Poritidae
Source: the annotation of a GenBank genome assembly